Racocetra fulgida is the source of this 171-nucleotide messenger RNA. The record is from the annotation of a GenBank genome assembly. NCBI's taxonomy places the organism in Eukaryota, Fungi, Glomeromycota, Glomeromycetes, Diversisporales, Gigasporaceae.
AUGACUAAUAACGAUCGUGUUAGUGACAUUGUUUAUAUUGAUUCAAAUGAAAAUGCUGAUAUUGAUCCAAAUGAAAAUAAAGAUAUUAAAUCUCUUAGUAAGGAAGAAAUUGAAGACGAGAUUCAUGCGCUAAAAAAGCAAACGAUGGAUAUAAAAAGCGAAAUCAAAAAG